GUCGCCUCCCACCCAAUACAGGUCUGUGCUCCCACCAUUGCCUCCCACUAAACUGAAUACAAGCCUUAGAUCCUCUUUCACUGUGUUUUGCCUUGCAAGAGGAUUGUGAGAAGAAGCCAUAUGCCUGAAGUGCACUGGCCAAGAUGACAAUUGUCCUGUAAUCUGAAGAAGAUUACCACCAUGGCUGAUACCCGUGAAAUUCGGGACAAGCUGCGGAGGAAACGCCGUGCUUUCCAAGAGUCUCUCGUGCGAGUCCGCGAUGACACCCAGGCUUUGGUCUCCUCGGCUAUGGACAUCAGUAGGGACUCUUCUGUGGAGGUACUUGCUGCCGGUGGGGAUGAGGAAGAACCCGCAGAGACUCUCAGGAAAUCACUGAAGGCUCAGAGACAGAGGAGGAAAAAGAAGCUAUUUCAGGGCUCGACUGUAGAGGAACCCCCGGCCAGGGUUCAGCAGCAGAGGAGAAGCAGACGAGAUGACGAUGACGAAGAUAAUGAUGAUGAGGAUGUUGAUGAGAAGGAGAAGGUGGAGGAGAUCAGUGAGGUGCGCUCCAUCCAGCGGUCGAGAGGGAGAUCGGAGACCGAGCCGGAGCCAGAAGAGGAGUCCGAGGCAGGGGCCAGGUCCUUCUCGCGCUCCCCUAGAGAUCUGCCUCCCCUCCCCACAGCAAGACCAAGCUCCAGUAUGUCAGAGAGCUCAAUACGACAACGCAUGCGAGACAAGCUCAGAGCUGCCAGGUCUAAAGCAGAGAGCCUUCUACAGCAGGAGGGAGCAGUGGAGCCCGCCAGUCGACUGCAGAAGCUCCGAGACAGAGAUGCCGUCACCAGGUUUGACAGAGAGACGGAGCUGCCAGGUCUCAGGCCAGAUGGAGAUCCAGCCGACAUAGCUGGAAAGGUGAAGUUUCGUGAGGCUGUGCGAAGAGUGCGGCUUGAAACCCAGAGAGGGACUGGCCUGCCCACUGCUGAGGAGGCCUUCAACUUCUUUACCUUCAACUUUGACCCCGAGCCGGAGGAGGAGGAGCCCAGUGAACGCCCUAAAAAGAGGAGGAGCAAGAGGGAACCAUCGUCUGGAGGGGAGGAUGAAGAAGGAGGAGAGGAGGAAGAGGAUGAUGAGGCAGAAGCUGAGGAGCAAGAGACUGAGGGAGAGAGGGAGCUUGCAGAAGAGGAUGACGAGGACGAUGAGGACAGGGAUGAAGAGUCUGCCCUGGUGAGAGAUGGAGAAGAGGACUUGUUCCUGAUUGAGCAGACCCGGCAGGACUUUGUGGAGGUGAGGAAAGCAGAGUACAUCGGAUACAACUCACGGGUCCAGAGAGAAGGACAACUGUUCUUCACUCCCAGCGUCAGAACAGUGCCUCCGUCCAGCAAGCUCCCUGACAACAUGCAGCCGCGGUUCCUGGAGGAGGAAGGCCUGUACGUAGGAGAGAGGCCCAUCGUCACCCUCACCAAUGAGAACAUCCUGGAGAAUCGCAUUCUCAGACAAGAGGAGGGUACCAAAUGGUUUGGAGAUGAUGGGAGGAUCAUUGUUCUUCCUGACCCAAUUAAAGAGUCCUCGACCCGGCCCCCUCUCUUCCACAUGGAGGGGGACCUGGACCCUGCUCUACAGACUGUCUACAGGAAGGCAGUUAAGUCCAAGUAUGCCAAGCGCUACAUGCCCGGUGUGGGCGAUACCCAGGGGGACUACCAGCUGGAUGUGGACGUGGCCGGCCUCAUCUUCUCCCACCACGGCCUCUUCAGCCGGGAGCACGUGCUGGGGGCCCGCCUGGCACAGCUCUAUGACCAGCACCUCACCAGGCAGCACAAGAACCUCACGCGCCUGCUCACCGAUAAGCUCAAUGGGCUGAGAAACACUGUACGGAACAUCCUGGAGCUGCAUGAUGGACAGGGCCUAAGUGAGAUCACACAGCAGAGAAUAACAGAAUACAAACAGGAAGUGAAGAUCACUCGCCAGAUGCGUGACGUGGAGCAGGAGAAGGACCGUGCUCUCCUGAAGAACAUCGUGAAGGUGUGGAAGGAGAUGAAAGCCCUCAGGGACUUCCAGAGGUUCACCAACACUCCAUACAAACUCUAUCUGAGAAGGGAGGAGGUGGACAGGGACUUUGAUGAGCGAGAGUACGAGACCGAGAUUCUGGCGGAGGUCUCCGAACUGCAGACAGAGAGCAUCGAGGAGUACGAGAAGAAGGUGGCCGAAUACAAGAAGCAGCUUGAGGAGUGGAAAUCCUGGAAAAAGAAGCAGAAAGCCAAGAAGAAGAAAAAGAAAAAGAGGCACCAAGAUGAGGAGCAUCAGGAGGAGGAGGAUCAUCAGCAUGAGGAUGAGGAGAGCGAAGAGGAAGAACUGGGCGAGGAGCCUACCAAGCCUGACCCGCCUGAGGAGCCAGACCUGGAGGAGGUGGAGCAGGGCGUGAGGGAGAAGGCCUCCAGGAUCCGCAGGAAGCCGGGGGAACCCAUCCUGGUGCCAGAGCUCUCUGCCUCCAGCGGCAUCACGCCCAACGACCAGUGCCCCAGGGCUGAAACUGCAAGGAGGCAGGACGUUUCGAAGCGCUCCCUUUUCGUGAAGGUUUUGUACAACGACAAGGAAGUGUCCCGCACAGACAGCCGUAGCCUGACGGCGGACUUCAGGGUGCACUUUGGCCAGAUAUUUAACCUCAAGGUCAUCAACUGGCCCGAGAGCAUCAAGCUGCAGGUUUUUGAGACGGUGGGAUCAACUACAACCCAGCUGGCUGAGGUGUAUGUGCCUGUACCUGAGCCAUCCAUCCUCACGGGCAGCGCUUCCUCAGAGCAGCUGGAGUUCAGCAGUGACCAGCGGGUCACCUUCAGCCAUGAGGGCGUCGGCAGCGAUGUGCCCUUCUCCUUUGAGGCGGACGGUAGUAACAGGCUGACCCUGCUGACCUCGGGCAAGUUGUCCUGUUGUGUGUCGUGGGCCAUCGGGGACGAUGACAUCCCUCUGGCCCCCCCAGUCACUCACGCCACCGCAGGUAUCAACAGUGGCAUCAAGCAGAUGGAUGCGAUCGCAUGUAUUGGCGCGUCGGGCCUGACAGACAUGAAGAAGUUGGGAAAGUGGGCUGCGGAGUCCCGCCUGGACCCAAACGACCCCAACAAUGCCUCCAUCAUGCAGCUGCUCUCAGUGGUGAGUGGUGGAGAGGUGACAGUUCCUGAGUACUUCCGCCUGGAACAGCUGCAGGAGGAGUUCAACUUCCUGUCGGACGAGGAGAUGGACCGCUCACGGAGGUUCCGCCUGCUACGCCUCCGUGCACAGGAGGUGGCUGAGUUCCGGGGCUACAAGUGUGUGCCAGCCCUGGAUCGCGAGGUCUCUGAGAAGAUCUUCCAGGACUAUGAGAAGAGGCUGAGAGAUGGCAAGGUCGUUGAUACCAAGGAGCAUUUGGAUGCCCACAGGGCAUUGGUGGCCAAGUACUUACAGAAGAUUCGGGAGUCUGUCCUCAAUCGCUUCCUCAUAGCCAAACAUCACUUCCUCCUGUCUGAUGUGGUGGUGGAGGAGGAAGUUCCCACUAUUGGGGUCCUUGGACUGAAUCUGUUUAAACUGGCCGAACCCAAACGUCCCUUGAAGCCGCGGAGGAAAGAGAGGAAGAAGGUGACGGCCCAAAACCUGUCGGAUGGAGACAUCAAACUCCUGCUCAACAUCAUCAGAGCCUACGACAUCCCCAUUCGGAAACCACAAGCCAGCAAACCUUCUGGAGCGACAAAGUCGAGUCGCUCAGUCACAGAGACCUUCACUGCAGGGCCGGCGUCACAAGCUGCCAUCCAGGGCAUGGACUGGCCCCUCAGCCAGGUGCUUGUCAGGCCCUUCGUGGAGGUGACGUUCCAACGUACUGUGCUCCAGACCUCCACAGCAGAGGGCCCAAACCCCUGCUGGAACGAGGAGCUCCUGCUGUCCUUCAGUGCUCCCAAUGGAGAUUACAGCACGUCCAGUUUACAGUCUGUCAAGGAUGAGGUCUUCAUCAACAUAUUCGAUGAAGUCAUUCAUGACUUAAGCGAACAGGGUGACCGAGACAGAGGGGGCUAUCACGCACACUUUGAAAGACACUGGCUCGGCUGCGUGAAGAUACCCUUCAGCACUAUCUAUCGACAGUCAAGGAUUGAUGGGACGUUCAAGGUAGAGAUGCCGCCUGUGUUGCUGGGCUACGUCAAGGAGCACAGCCUGGCGAGUGAGGGUGGCUAUGACUUGGUGAGGAACCUGACGGAGGGAGCCUUCAUCACCCUCUUCAUCACCAUCGAGCCCCAGCUGGUCCCCGGGGACACUAUGAGAGAGAAGUUUGACACCGAGGAAGAGGAGCGCCUGCUCCUGGCGUCCGAGUUCUACGAGAAGGACGCCAUGCAGCGCUUCCCCGACCGGCCCUGCCUCACCACCGUCAUCGACAUCAACGGCAAGACGGUGUUCAUCACGCGCUACAUCCGGCCCCUCAACCCUCCCCAGGAGCUGCUGGACGUCUCGCCCAACAACGCCCAGGAGACCGCGGAGUUGAUUGCCAGAUACGUCUCCCUCAUCCCCUCCCUACCAGACAGCAUCUCCUUCGCUGGUGUUUGUGACCUGUGGAGCACUUGUGAUCAAUUCCUGACGCUGCUGGCAGGGGACGAGGAAGAACACGCCGUCCUGCUCUGUAACUACUUCCUGUACAUGGGCAAGAAAGCUUGGAUCAUCAUCGGCAACGCCAUCCCUGAGGGUCUGUCAGCAUACGUGUUAACGUAUGAGCAGAGUCGCUACCUGGUCUGGAACCCCAGCAGUGGCCAAUACUAUGGCCAAUAUGACACCUUCUGUCCCCUGCAGACUGUUGGAUGCCUGAUAGAUGCGGACAAUAUAUGGUUCAACAUCCAAAUGUAUGAUGCCCCCAUGAGGAUAAGCUUUGACGUCACUAAGAGCAAGUUCUGGAAGCCCUUCUUCUCAAGGGCCUUUAGUUAUCCAGGAGUGUCUAGCGUUCAGCCUGAAAGUUUGGUCUAUCGACGCACUGACAAGGCAGCUGCUGCGGAGCUUCAGGACAGGAUUGAGAAGAUCCUGCGAGAGAAGAUCAUGGAGUGGCGUCCGCGGCACCCGACACGCUGGAACCGCUACUGCUCGUCCACCCUGCGGCACUUCCUGCCCAAGCUGGAGCAGAGCGGCGGGCGCAACGUGUCCGAGGAGCACCGCCUGGAGCUGCAGAGCCUGCUGGGAGAGUACAGGAUAUCGGGCUUUCCCCUCCAUCUUCCAUUUUCGGAGAUCCAGCCAAUCAUAGAAGCCGUGUACAGCACUGGGGUGCACAAAGUGGAAAUGUCCAACGUGGAGUUUGCUCUGGCUGUUCAUGUUCACCCCUACCCCAAUAAUGUGCUGUCUGUAUGGGUGUACCUGGCCUCUCUCAUACGGACACGAUAGGCUAGAGUUUAUCAUGAAAGUGUUUAUUCGUCUGUACAGUACAUCUAAGAUUUUGCACAGUUGUUUUAUUGUAGUAAGUUGAUGAACUGAGACCAUCAUGGGAAGUGAUAUGUGCUUGUGUGUGAUUAUGACCAAAGAUAGAAUAUUGAUGAUGAAUCAUCAUGUCAACAUGUAAUGACCAAAGAUGAUGGAUUAUUUGAGAAAAAGGAAUACUUUGAUGUAAUAAGUAAUAGUAUUUUUCAGUAUGAGAAGGCUAAUACUGUACAUAGGCUACCUUUUUUCAAAUAAUGUAAAUGAUUUUACAGUUUUAUUUAUCAUGAAUUAAAAAAGUAUUUUUUGUCUAGUA
This is a messenger RNA of Engraulis encrasicolus (European anchovy), 5698 nucleotides long. RefSeq names its product coiled-coil and C2 domain containing 2A (gene cc2d2a). The coding region runs from base 181 to 5352 and encodes 1723 amino acids. Gene Ontology annotation, biological process: non-motile cilium assembly; protein localization to ciliary transition zone. Gene Ontology annotation, cellular component: ciliary transition zone. NCBI's taxonomy places the organism in Eukaryota, Metazoa, Chordata, Actinopteri, Clupeiformes, Engraulidae. The transcript is spliced from 39 exons. The record is from RefSeq and is a predicted model, not a curated record.